AUGCGAAGAGAUCGAAGAAGAUUAAGAGGAGGCAAUAAACGAGUGGAAAACAUGCCAAUUAAAGAUAAAAAUGGAGCCCUGCUCGUCAACUCUACUGAUCGACUACAACGGUGGAGAGAAUAUUUUGCUGAACUUCUCAACGUACCAUCAGCAGUAGACCAGGUCCUUACUGAUAGCAUCCCUGAGUCCCAGCUAACUCGAAGUGAAGAAAAAAGACAGAGUGCUGUCCCAACAAUACAAGAAGUGGAAACGGCACUAAAACAAAUGAAGUCACGAAAAGCACCUGGAGACGAUGGAGUUACUGCGGAUCUUUUAAAGGCUGGAGGUGCACCUGUUGUAAGAUGGCUUUAUGAAAUCUUCACAGAUGUCUGGAAAAAUGAAGAAAUGGUUGAGGAGUGGACGUUAGCUAUUUUAAUUCGACUCUACAAAAACAAAGGCGAGAAACAAGUUUGUGACAACUAUAGAGGCAUAUCGUUGCUAAACGUAAUUGGUAAGAUCUUUUCUCGUGUUAUCUUGAACCGUAUUCAGAAUGUGAUUGAUAGUCAGUUAUUAGAGGCACAAUCUGGUUUCCGAUCACAUCGACGAUUGACCAAAUUUUUAUUUUGAAGAUGACGAUGGAAAAACGGAGAGAAUACAACAAGCCUCUGUUUAUGUGUUUCAUUGAUAUAACGAAGGCGUAUGAUUCUGUUAAUCGUGGUCUACUCUGGAAAGUGUGCCGAAGUUAUGGUGUAUCACAAAAACUCGUUAACUUGUUAAAGUUGCUCUACCAGAACUCAAGGGCAAAAGUACGGAUAGAUGGAGAAUUGUCGGACGAGUUUGCAAUAGACUCUGGUGUCUUGCAGGGGGGUAUACCGUCUCCAACUUUGUUUAAUGUGCUGUUCGAUUUUAUAAUCCGACGGGUGGAGGAAGAGGCAGGCAUUGAAGGUGUAAAGUUCUCCCAUGGAAGCAAUGAUUUCUUUCAUGGGGAUAAGGAGAAGUACGUGGACUUCUACAUAUUGAUCUUGUUGUAUGCGGAUGAUCUGGUUGUCAUGUGUGAAAACGCCAAUGAUCUGGAGAAGUUUAUUAGGACGUUUGAUAAGGUGACUCAAGAAUUUGGACUAACAAUGAGUGUCAAGAAGACCUGCAUUAUGACACUGCAAAAAUUCCAGGAAGAUCAAACUCGAAUGGUGUUGAGAAACCAAGAAGUGAUUUUUCCUGAUAUAGUUCUCAACAUCCGAAACCAGAAUAUUGAAACCGUUGACUCAUUUGUAUAUCUGGGAUAUAACCUAACUAGAGAUCAAAAGCCGGAUAGAGAGACUCAGAAACUUUUCUGAGUACACAGAUUUAUAGAGCAAACUUUUCUGAUCAAAACACGACCUCGCACAGCUCUUUGUGACCUAGCAUCAGUUACAAGCAUUUUCCUAGAAGUCCUAAAAUUGAGUAUUUCAU
Didymodactylos carnosus is the source of this 1428-nucleotide messenger RNA. The record is from the annotation of a GenBank genome assembly. Lineage: Eukaryota; Metazoa; Rotifera; Eurotatoria; Philodinida; Philodinidae.